CUUAAAUUUAAACCAAAAUUAAAGUGAGAACUUCUGAAAUAAUAGAUCAGAAACUUUUUGAGUGGGAUACUGUAAAUUCACAGUGUUAAUUUACGCGGGUUUCAAGUGUAUUUAUGAUCUUCGAUAUUUGAUUAAAGAUCAGGUACGGUAUCGACUUAAAAAGAAAUGGAUAGGAGAUCUUGGCGAAGAAGCAGCACUCAUUCAUCAUCAUCGUCAUCAAGAUCAUCAGACGUACAACGACGUAUUACUAGGUCUCUCGCUAAUUCAAGUCAACAAGCAAACCAAGAAAUAGGUGAAAACGUGCCCGAUCAUUUAAGAUACUUUUACCGAAGUAGACAUAUAAGUAUGAGUAAUGCCAUCGAAAAUGCCAUCGAAAAUGCCAUCGAUAAUUACGAGGCUAUGGAUAUUGAUGAACCAGAACAAAUGGAAAUAUCUUCAGAAGUUAUGAGUAGAGAUAAUGCGGAUACUGAAUCCAAUAUAAUGAGUAUAGAUCAACCUCUUGAUGUGGAAUUUAAUUCAGAUGGAAAUGAAAUUGAGCAAGAUAUCCAUUAUGAUGGAGAAGAGAAUGAUAGUGAUACUGGAGAUGAAAAUAUUCAUGACCAUAGCGAAGCAACACACGAAAAUGAGCCACAAAUUAUAAAUCCAAAUGUUUUCUUACCUCCUGACAUCAAAGAACUUUUAAAAUCAAUAUCUCGAACAGAAUGUAACAGUGAGCAAUUGGGCAGGCUCGCAGGUUUUUUCCUAAUACUUGAUAGAUCCGUACUUAAUAAUUGGAAUCUUGAUUUACUGGUUCAAAAAUUGUUAGCUAUAGUUCAAAAAACUGCAAAUAGUGAUUCUAUGCCUUCAAUUGAAGCCUUAAUGUUGCAGCAAUUUGAGCCAGAAGUUUUACGCCAAUUUUUGGAGCGUGAUAUGUAUCAAGGUGGUACAGGAAGUGAUCCGAAUGUUAUAACGAUGGCAAGUCGAUGUUUAGGAAAUUUGGUGUUAACCUUGGGUGAUAGCUCUGAGCGUAUGGUUGGGCGUGCUAUCAGAGAGGAAGCUAUUCCUGUGUUAUGUAAUAUUUUAACAGAAGGGCCGCGUACUUAUGAUUCAGAAUAUUUAAAAGAUAUAAUAAUGGCAUUGUAUAAUUUUUCCAAACCUACUUUUAUCGAUUGUACAGAAAGUAUUGUCAAGAAAGAUGUUUUCAAAAAUAUAAUGGAAAGUAUCCUUCCUUUCUUAAUCGAUGAGGAUCGUGUUUUACCAUUGAAACUACUAGCAAAUUGUACUAGUAAAGCUCCUCGACGUUAUAUUAAAAAGUUAUUAUCCGAAGUUUUCAACACAAUGGACUUUCAGGCAUUAUUUGCCGAUCAUGAAAUGCCUGAAGUUACUAAAUGGUGCUGUGUUAGUUUAAGUUCUUUAAUAAGUCGACACAAUGAAGAUGUUGAAUCUUUAUUGGUGUUAUCAAGUCCAGAAGUAAUUAAGAAUAUUACUUAUCGUAUGAAACAAUUUGAUGAAUAUAAUCAGUUGAGAAUGUGGAAAAUGUUCAGUAUUUUAAUAAAUAAAUCACGUAGAAUAACAAAUACACUUAUUGAAAAUGGAAUAGUUAAGGCCUUAUUCGAUGUGUUAUCGAGGAAAAGUAUAAAUAAUCCCGAGAAGGAUCAAAAUGAAAAUGAAUUUGUUAAUAAUGUUAAUCCUAAUCCCAAUGCCAACAAUGUUAAUACCAAUGGUAACCCAAAUGGAAAUGAUAAUGGUAAUGGCAAUGGUACAGAACGACGUAGAAACGUAGAAGAUCUUUAUUCUGAAUUGCCGAUUGAUAGUAAAACUAAGGAAAUAGUGACUGAAGUUAAUGCAAAACUACGCUAUAGAUAUGUAAAUAUGGAACCAAUCAAGCUUUAUAUGCAAGUUUGCCAAUUUAUUUUGUCAUUAUUUCCUGAUGUACCGGAUCCAGGAAAGUUAUAUCUCAUGUUUCCGGAUGGUAAAAUUAGCCAUCAAUGGUCAUCCGAAGAUUGGUUAGACUUAGCGAUGACGGUUGAUCCUGGCAAUACGACUACGACUUCACAGCCAAUAUUGAACAAACAAGCAAGACUUUUUGCAAUUGUGAUAAUACCAACAUUAUUUAAAGCGUAUCGUGCUUCAGAAAGUUGGGAAUUACGUAAAUUAAUUAUGAUGUGUAUAUUAGCAUUUUUGAUUUAUUAUCCCGAAGAUCUAUUAUGCAAUAUUUUUGAGUAUUCACAUAUCGAGAAGUUCCUUUCAAAUAUUUUCUUUACUAGUUCUAGCGUAAAACAAGAACAUGAAGAAAGUGAAGAGGACAAAGAUAGUACUUACAUUCAUGAUGUACGUACGUAUGCCGAAGACUUACUCAUACAAAUUAUCCUUAGGUGGAAUGAUACUUUCACAGCAGCUUUUGAGAAGGAAUGUAUUUAUGAGGUGUAUGAAGCAAUUCUUGAGAAAUAUCAACAAGAAUUGAAUAUUAAAGAACAAAAUGAUGAUGCAGCUAAUUUAACGAAUGGUAUUGUCGAAUAAUUUGUUAAGUGUAAGUAAAUAUUAUGGGACUCUUUAAUUAAGAUAAGUAAAAAAAAAAAAGAUUCUAUUUUUGAACAUUAAAGAAAAGAGUAUAAAAAAAAGAAAAAGGCCAU
Rhizophagus irregularis DAOM 181602=DAOM 197198 is the source of this 2612-nucleotide messenger RNA. RefSeq lists its product as uncharacterized. NCBI's taxonomy places the organism in Eukaryota, Fungi, Glomeromycota, Glomeromycetes, Glomerales, Glomeraceae. The record is from RefSeq and is a predicted model, not a curated record.